Molecule: messenger RNA, 1415 nt
Organism: Arabidopsis thaliana (thale cress)
Lineage: Eukaryota; Viridiplantae; Streptophyta; Magnoliopsida; Brassicales; Brassicaceae
Product: RING/FYVE/PHD zinc finger superfamily protein
Exons: 6
Coding region: 558-1415 (285 amino acids)
Molecular function (GO): zinc ion binding
Source: RefSeq, marked reviewed
GGCUUUAGCGUCAGAAUAAACUAAAUACGAUUCUCUUCUUCUAAGUCUCCUUUUUCUUCGCUUUUCCACUUCUUCUUCUUCUUCUUUCUUUCUUUCAAAAGCAGAAGAAAACGGUACAAAGCUCUUUUGCUCCUCCAUCUCCUAAAAUUUGGGUCUGCCUCUCGAUUCUCCCUCUCUUUUCGGUUGUCUUAUGUUUUGUCUCAAGUGUAUUCUUCAUUCAUUCAAAACUUUCUCCAAUUUGUUUUACCGUCUUAAAUUUAUUAUUUAUUGCAAAUUAUGAAAACCGUUAUAUAGACGAUUCGACUACGUUAGUUUGGUCAAACAAUAAGAAACAUAUUUAGUUUGUACAGCUUUUGUGUUCUGGUAACCAACCAGGUUUGGUUCAGCUUUACCUAAACCACCAUCUAUCAUUAGCUCUUUCAAUUAAUCCACAAAUUAAACUUCUUUAGCUUAUUUUAAGUCGCCUUGAUCUCAUCAAUGUUUCAAACUUUUUCUUCAUUAAUUCGCAUCUUCUAAUUCACAUGUUCAUGUUGCGUAUGGAAUCUCCUUAGCAUUAAAUGCAAAUUCUGACCCCAACCCAUUAUUUAUCAUUUCUUCAGCUGCACGUUUCUUUCUAUACCGUGAGAACAGAGAACAUGGGAGAUCAUUUCGUGCUGCUGGUGGAUCGGUUGAUAACAGAAUCCACGAUUGAGGCUGCGAUUCAGAGCAGGAACCAGAUGUUGCAAGCUAAUAUACCCGUUGAGGAAUGUACAAUCUUGGACGAUAAAACACUUGAGAUGCUGCGUAACGGAGAUUUGUCAAUGGCUGAGUGCAGGAUCUGUCACGACGAGGACUUGGAUUCCAACAUGGAGACUCCUUGUUCUUGCAGCGGCAGCGUCAAGUAUGCGCAUAGGAGGUGCGUACAGAGAUGGUGUAACGAGAAAGGUGAUACCACCUGCGAGAUUUGCCAUCAGGAAUUCAAGCCGGAUUAUACAGCGCCGCCUCCGUUGCUAGAGUUAGGCCAUGUUCCUCUCCAUUUCAGGGGAAACUGGGGAAUCUCUCAACGGGAGCAUCGUUUCAUCACAGUUGUACCUGCUGAUUCCACUUUUAUUGACCAACCAUAUCCUCUUUCUUCCACCACAAGCUUCAUCUGUUGCCGUUCCCUUGUUCUCAUUUUCAUGGCUCUUCUCAUUCUCCGACAUACCCUCCCUUUAGUCCUCACCGGAUCAAACCUUCAUGUCUUCCCUUUGUUCACGUUGUUAUUUCUGAGAAUACUCGGAAUCAUGCUACCCAUCUACGUUGUCACCAAAGCAGUCGCCACCUGCCGCCGCCAUUCUCGGACCUUAGACACCUCUCCCUCCGAUGAUUCAUCUGAUGAAGAAACAGAUUCAUGGCGCUUGCCUCAAACGCAAUCUUACAUUAUAGGCGUACGAUGA